Messenger RNA from Melospiza melodia melodia, 2745 nucleotides. It is a transcript of the gene SLC25A48, whose product is annotated as solute carrier family 25 member 48. Lineage: Eukaryota; Metazoa; Chordata; Aves; Passeriformes; Passerellidae. The record is from RefSeq and is a predicted model, not a curated record. Gene Ontology annotation, molecular function: transmembrane transporter activity. Bases 6 to 926 code for a protein of 306 amino acids. Gene Ontology annotation, cellular component: mitochondrion. The transcript is spliced from 8 exons. Gene Ontology annotation, biological process: transmembrane transport.
CGGGCAUGGGGAGCCUCCAGCUGCAGGACUUCGUGGCGGGCUUGGUGGGCGGAAUCGCCAGUGUGGUCGCGGGCCAUCCCCUGGACACGGUCAAGACUCGUUUGCAAGCUGGACAAGGAUAUGGAAAUACGCUCAAGUGUGUUCUCACUGUGUACAGAAAUGAGUCUCUGACCGGCUUCUUCAAGGGCAUGUCCUUCCCACUGGCCAGCAUUGGCAUCUACAGCUCGGUGGUGUUCGGGGUCUUCAGCAGCACGCAGCGCUUCCUGAGCCAGCUCCGCCACGGGGACCCGGCCGCCGCGCCCUCGCUGGGCGACAUGACCCUGGCCAGCCUCGUGGUGGGGGUCAUCUCCGUGGGCAUUGGCACCCCCGUGGAACUGGUCAAGACCAGGCUGCAGAUGCAAACACAGCCCUACACCAAAGCAAACAUUAAACAGAAUUCCACAGCUCCUGGAUCUUCUGUGUACAGAGGCUCAAUUCACUGCUUCAGGACAAUCCUGCAGAAAGAGGGGAUUCCAGGAAUAUACCGAGGCAAUGUAGCAAUGCUCCUGAGGGACGUCCCCGGGUACUGCGCCUAUUUCGUCCCAUACGCGAUGUUCUGUGACUGGAUAACCCCUCAUGGAAGCAUUGCUCCUAAUCCCUUCGCCAUCUGGAUGGCAGGGGGUGUAGCAGGAGCUGUUUCCUGGGCAGUAUGUACUCCAAUGGAUGUUGUGAAAAGUCGACUUCAGGCAGAUGGAGUUUAUUCAAAGCAGUACAAAGGGACCAUUGACUGCAUAUUGCAGAGCUACCAGAACGAGGGCUUAAAAGUCUUUUUUAGGGGCCUCCUGGUCAAUACAAUAAGAGGAUUCCCAUCGAGUGCAGCCAUGUUUCUUGGCUAUGAACUUUGUCUCAGAGCAAUGAAAGGAUGGCAAAGUGAGACCAAUCCCUAACUUCCAGAAGUGUUGCCAAGAGCACCAGAAAGUCUGCUGCCUUCCCGAGCCAGAUCAGCAGUGUGGUGUUGGUGAGGGCUCAGCUGCCCUGACUGAAGACUCCCCUCCUGCACCUGCAGCCCCUGCUGUGGACACGUGGUCCGUGGAGCACGCCGAGAAUCACACCAGCUCAACCAAACCCAAAGACUAUUUCAUUACCAAAUCUCUCACUGUUGACUAAGAGCACCCUAGUAAUUCUGGUGGUGGUGGUGAGCUUCUUCACCAAUGGCAUUUUUUGUACUGAACCAGGAAGAGAACUUCCCUUUCCCAAGGGAUGUACCCACAUCCAGCCCACCUCAAAUCACCAAGGAAGUGUCUUUUGUACAACACGGUGUUAGAACACUCAUCUUCUUUGGUGAGCAAGGAAAGGAGAAAAUAGUGGGUACACAGAUGCUUUUUCUGGUAGCCAACAAAUCCUAUCUUGCUUUCAGGUUCAAAGAAGUGGGUGACUCCUCCCAUACAAACACGUAUCCUCUACAACACAGUUUAGCACAAUUUACACAUUAUCAUGAAAAAUGUAAAGGCUUUAACAACUCCAGUCUGUUUACCAAGGUAUAAAUUAAAUUGGGAAACAGGAGGAUGUUAAAUUCAGACACUAAGGUGCUUUUUUUAAAUACAGAAAACAAUAAAACAAGUUUGCAUUUUAUAUAGAAGGCUGCCUAUUAAUUUACAUAGCUUGCCUGGUGCAGCCCUCCAGGGACUGGCUUGAGGUAUCUCUUUAGACCCUCUGAGCUCCCUGGCAUGAUUUGCCAGCUGCCAAAACCUGCAGACAAAACUUUGCAGCCAUGAGCAGACCAUGACCAAAGGAAGUCUCUUUAGGACACAGCAUGCUUGAGACCUCCAGCUCUUUGCUGGAAUCCCACUGAGACCACUGGGGCAGGCCCAGUCUCUCUUUGGUCUACCUCAGCAUCUCAAUUAUUCCAAGAUCAUUUACAUAAUGAUUUUUUCUGUUUAUGAUGUUAAAUAUCCUUAUGAUUUAUUUUCUAAGCAUGGAGCUUUUGAUGCCAAAGCCCAAGGAGAACCAGCUUUGCUGUGACAAGAGGACUCUGGUGGCACUGGCAGGACAGGCCAAGGGGGCUCACAUGCAGAGGAACACAUGACAUGGGGGAAUAAUCUAGGACAACACUUCAUCAGAGAAAUGUUCUAGAGGAACAGCUCUUCCUCUGGAGAAGAGCUCUGGGGGGAAAGCCCAGUGAUUGCAGUUUCAGCAGAUGCCUUCAAAACAAGGUUUCUGAAGACAAUGUGGAGCAGAUGUACAGCUUUCCCCCAUAAAACGAGGAGAAAGAAAAAGAAACUCCUUCAUCCUCUUCCCUGGAUGAAUGAGGGAAUUGGUCACAACACCUGAAGAUCACAGCAGAAAGUGCCUAAAACUUUGGGUCUGGAGCAGUACUUGGAAAUGGGGACUAAAAACAAAACUGCGGGUGCUUCCAGAACUGGCCUUAAAAGGGGGAAGAAACAGCUGGUGUUGCCUCAUCUCAAAAGGCUCACAGUGCCUUUGAUCCUCUUUAGGAUACCUGGAACAGUUUUUAAUAAACAAUAUGGAAAAAAUUGAUGAUCCUUCACACAAAUAUUUGUUGCUGGCUGCAUUUAAGGAUUCAUCCUUUUCAUGUUGCCUAUUUUACUGCAUGUAUGUAAAAUAUGUUUUUAGAUGGACAAUAUCAUGUGUCUCCAGGGAUAAUACUUGGGCAGAUUAUUUUUUAAUGCAAAUGAAUGGUGUGUUCAUCUGCCUGCAUAAUGUAAAAUGGAUCAUGAAUGAAUUAAACUGAUGAGUUCACAACAA